Molecule: messenger RNA, 1557 nt
Organism: Polistes canadensis
Lineage: Eukaryota; Metazoa; Arthropoda; Insecta; Hymenoptera; Vespidae
Product: UDP-glucuronosyltransferase-like
Exons: 6
Coding region: 1-1557 (518 amino acids)
Molecular function (GO): UDP-glycosyltransferase activity
Source: RefSeq, a predicted model, not a curated record
AUGGUAUCAUUAAUCGCUACUACAGUGACAGUUCUUUUGAUUCAUAACAUAGGAUUUACCAGCAGUGCAAGAAUUUUGGCUAUUAUGCCGACCCCUUCUUACAGUCAUCAAAUAGUCUAUCAUUCUAUUUUUAGAAAUUUAAACUUACGAGGUCACCAUAUUACCUUAGUAACUACAGAUCUAUUACCUGAUAGAAAUUUGAAAAAUUUUACACAGAUCGACAUUAGUCAUACUUAUCAACUUAAAAAAUCGCUGAAUUUUCUUGAAACAAGACAUGAAUACUCAUGGCUGGAAAUUAUCGGGGUUAUGUUAUUGGAAAUAACAGAAAAGCUUUGCAUACUUACUUUCGAGCAUCCUGACUUUAAAAAAAUCUACGCGCCUGAUAGCUAUGAAAAAUUUGAUCUUGUUAUGGUCGAAAUAAUCUGGACGCCAGCUUUUUCAGCUUUAGGACACAGAUUCAAAGCUCCUUUGAUAGGUGUUACAUCAUCCGGGCUUUUACAACAGAAUCAUUUUAUUAUGGGUAAUCCAGUAAUACCGUCUCACCCUUCAUCCUAUGAAUUAAAUAUAGGUAUUGGUUUGAAUGUACCCUUCUGGAAAAGAGUACAGAAUUUCGUCUUAACGUGGUGGUAUAUACAUGUAACUUGUAACAAUAAACUUUAUAAACCGCAACAAAAAAUUGCAGAAAAAUAUUUAGGUAAUAUACCUUCCAUUAGAGAAUUAGAAAAGAACAUUAGUAUUAUAUUUAUGAAUUACCAAGAAGAAAUUUCAUUUACCAGACCAAACAUGGCCAAUAUUAUAAAUUUUAGUGGUUUACAUAUAGCAAGUAAUGCUUCAAAUAAACCUUUACCAAAGGGAUUAAAAGAAUUCAUAGAUAACGGAUCGAAUGGCUUCAUUUAUGUGAGCCUUGGAACAAACGUACAUUCGUCAAUGUUUCCGAAAAAAUUAAUGGAUAUAUUUUUAAAUGUUUUUUCAAAUUUACCGAUUAAGGUUGUGUGGAAAUUCAAAGGAAAUUUCUUAAAAAUACCUGAAAAUAUAUAUAUCGCUGAAUGGUUUCCACAACAAGCAAUUCUAGCACAUCCGAAUUUGAAGCUGUUCGUUUAUCAAGGCGGACUUCAAAGUACGGAAGAAGCUAUACACUUUGGUGUACCCCUUGUUGGAAUACCAAUAAUAGCCGAUCAAGAUAUGCAAGUUAUUAAAAUGGAAAGUUUAGGGACAUGUAGGAGCGUCGAUAUUUUACAAAUAACGAGAGAAUCCUUAAACGAAGCAAUUAUGGACACCUUAAAUAACAAAAGUUAUAAAGAAAAUAUGUUGAAACUGAAGAAUCUCACUAAAGAUAAACCGUAUAACUCAAUGGAACGGAUAAUUUGGUGGACAGAAUAUGUCAUUCGUCAUAAAGGAGCACCUCAUCUCCGUUCUAGUAUUGUCGAUGAACCUUGGUACCAAAGAUAUAAUACUGAUGUAAUUGCUUUCUUAUCUGUUACUUUGUUUACCAUCGUUCUUCUUAAUUUAUACCUUACAGAUAAGACGACAAAAAGGAAAAGAGACAUAAGCAGAUAA